CCCACCACGCCCCGGCAAUUAAGGGCUACCAGGUGAGUCGUAGUCUAUCACAACACUCUUCCGGGCCAUGCUACUGCAUGCCCGAGGACUGUGACGCUUCCCGGGACUACAUGCACCAUCCCGACCACUACCAGGGGCCCAACGACCACCCCUACUACCCGCCUGGUGGGCCCCCUGAACCCCUGGCGAUGGUUCCAUCUGGUGGAGGCACUUUCCCCCGCUCACACCCCAGUCAACCGCACCCACCCUACGACUCCACAUGUGAGGAGUGCCUAUCUUCGACAGGACAUGGCCAUGGGGGAAAAAUGCACCGCAUCCCACCCAGCCUCCUGGACCAGUUUGAGAAACAGGUUCCCUUCCACCCUGACGGCUUCCAUACUCUACAAUACCAACGCACAGCCAGCGGGGAGCAACGCAGCGAGAGUCCAAGUCGCAUACGCCAUCUGGUCAACUCGGUUCAACGUCUCUUCGCCAAGUCUCAUUCGCUGGAGACUCCAUCCAAACGAGAGUUUAAUGGCACUCGUGGGGGAGAAUAUAGAGAAAGGGGGCAGCGCAGCGGAGGGGAGGACGGUGGUGGGCACCAUUAUUCCGGAACGCACCAGUCUCGGUCCACCCGGCGCAGCAAGAGCCGGGAACGCAGCAAAAGCGGAGACUCCCGCCAUGAGUCACGAAGCUCCCGUCAUCGCAGCAAAACGGCCGGUUGGUGGAGCUCUGAUGAUAACCUGGACAGCGACAGCAGUUUUCUUGUGGGGGCGGGCAGGGGGGCACGGGGAUAUCCCACCGGACAUGAGACCCUUGAUGCGGCCAUCCAAGAGCUUACCUUAAGGAAAUCUAAGGGACCCCCUCCAGGAGAGUGCCUGGCUUGCACCAACAUAGCCAUGUCUGCAGGGGACAGCGGACACUCUCUGAAGAGAAGCACGUGGUCGGCUAUGACGGUCAGCCAGGCGAGAGAGGUCUAUCCAUCUUCUCGGGGAGGUGGAGGAGGCGGGGGAGGAGCAUACGACAAGGCAUUGGUUCCCAUGGAUCCGAAAAUGAAGGAACGAUCACUCCACUAUCUACAGGUGCCCUCAGAUGACUGGGGUGGUGGGGGUCCGUCUGACAGUGGUGGAGAGAUUCCCUGCAGACGUAUGCGCAGUGGCAGCUACAUCAAGGCCAUGGGGGACGAUGACAGCGGCGACUCUGACACCAGCCCCAAAGCCUCACCAAAAUCAGCCCUCAUCGCCCAGAGAGAAGCCUUCCGCCGAUCCAUCAGCAUGGACCAGCGCUCCUCCACCACAUCUAAGUAUUCCUGUAAACAGUGUACAGAUGGUUACCCAAACAGCCGCACCACACCUAAAGGCCACGCCCGCUCUCGCAGUUACACCCGCUCGCUGACCAGCUCUCAGCUGGGAGAAACUUUGAACCUGUUUGGGGAGAUGGAAUCACAGGCUGUCGAGGCUCUAGAUCUGCCCGGAUGCUUUCGAACCCGCAGUCACAGCUACGUGCGGGCCAUUCAAGCUGGCUGCUCCCAGGACGACGAUUGCCUCUCUGUCUUCUCAAUGUCUGGCCCACUGAGCAGCGUGAAGGGCGAGGCAGUGUUCCCGUACAGGAAAGGCCCACCUCCUCUGCCCCCACGGAUGUCCAAACCAAUGAUCUCUGUUACCGCCCAGAGCAGCACUGAAUCCACCCAGGACGCUUACUUUCAGAGCACAGGCCAGCCUUCUUUGGUUCGACCCAGGCAGCACAGCAACUCAGUGGACCUGACGGAGAGCACCGCUGGCCGUACUUCUAGGGGCGGGCACUAUUUGGGCGGGAGCUCGUCACGGGUCAGACAGAGCAGUAACUCUGCAGAGAGCCUGAAUGGCAGGGCUCUUCAGAGCAUCAGCUAUCCUGGUGGGCCCAUUCCAUUGAAACCCAAACACAGCAGCUCGGCUGAUAACCUGCUGGAGGGACCCAGGGGAUCCAGAGAGCGCAUUGUAGGAAGCCUGGGAAAAUCUGCCUCCCUGCCGCAAAACAGCAUGUCCCUGGCUAAAGCUUUAACUGGGGGAGAGGAGUUCAAACAGGAAGGGAGAGGGAGGAAGUGGAGACCCUCUAUCGCAGUACAGGUGGACAGCUCAGAGACAUUGUCAGAUUCAGACCCAGAAGGCAAAGUCCUGAGAGAGGUUCAUUCUAUUGGAGUGCAAGUGGAAGAUGACAAGAGGCGAGCCAGAUUCAAGCGCUCCAACAGUGUAACCGCAAGUGUCCAGGCUGACCUUGAAACCGAGGGUUUCGGUGUGCUCACUGUCCCCACUCAGGAUAAAGGCCUGCAGUUCGGUUGCUCAUUUCAGCGCCACUCAUCCGAACCAGAGUCAGCCAGUCAGUUUGCCGAGUACCGCACGGUGCACACACAGGGCCAGUGGGCCUACCGUGAGGAUUACCAAAGCGGUUACACCACCACUGAGUCUGGACCCCCAGAACUGAGGGCCCUGCCCCGCUCACACUCCCCCUUGCCCCUGGCUCCCGACCGAGCAGUUGUAGGAUGGAUCGAGGGCCCGCGGAGCCUCCCCGAUUCGGGCCGAGCUUCCCCCUGCUUACGGGAUGGAGAAUUUUUCCUCCGUCUCCUGCAGACGGAGGUGGAAAGGAUGGAGGGAUGGUGCCAGAACAUGGAAAGAGAGGCAGAAACAAACGAGCUGCCAGAGGAAGUGCUGGAGCUCAUCAGAGGAGCUGUUGGCAGUGCACAGAUGCUCAUGUCCCAGAGAGUUCAACAGUUCUUCAGGAUGUGUCAACAGAGUGUGGAUCCCUCGUUGUACCCUCAGCCCAUCACACAGGAUUUGGCCAGUUACUGGGACCUCCUGCAGUUGGCCAUUGAGGAUGUUAGGGUGAAGUUUCAGGACCUACAGCGGCUGAAGGACUCGGGCUGGAGGUUGCUCCCUGAGAAGAAGGAGGACAAGAAAGUUCCACCACCAUUACCAAAGAAACCGGCUGGUGGUGUGACGGGUAGCCUGCGGGCGGACAGCGCCUCCGAGGCGGUGGUUGGGGGCAGUGCUGGCAUGCUGGUGGUUUCACGAGGGCGUAGCGUGCCCGAACGGGAGAAAUCAUUGGACAUAGGAGACCGUCAGAAAUUGGAGACACGGCGCAGGUUGCUCCAGACCAAGCGUUCCGCCUCUUUUCGUCAGAAUUCUGCUACGGAGAGUGCAGACAGUAUCGAGAUCUACAUCACAGAGGCACAGACGAGACUAUGAGAUGCCCCUGGACAACCAGAGCAACUCUUCUCUGCCUCACACCUUUGCACAGACGUCAUAAAAGAGUGCAGAAAUUUCAAAUGGAGAGAUGAAGAUGACUUCCAAGUAUGCUGCUGGUACCUGCUUGUUUUUGGGAUAAGGUCUUUGGAUGUUGCGUUGCACACUUUUUAUUUAUUCGUUUAUUUUGAGCAAGUGUUAAUAUUUUCAGAAAAAAAGGGCUCAUCCAGCACAACCAUGUGGUUAAAGACUUUUCUUAGUCCACAUAAUACUCAAAAAUCUUUAGGACUGUUUAACACACUAACACACAUACGGGUGCAAUAUCAUUUAUUGAGAGGAUCUUAAAACUACGGUAUUCUUUUAAAUAAUUGACCUUCUUUUGAUAUAUUUAGAAAUCUCGUUUACUGAGUGUGUACUGUACUUGUUUCCUAAUCGUUUCCACAGUGCGGCGAACGUCAAGUAAACGUCGCCCUUUCACUGUGACACGAGCCCACCCUUGUGGCCAGAGUAGAGUAAUGCAUCCUGAAAGCUCAGGCUAGAUCUGUACAUUUGGAGGCCUGUUACUGAAUGUCAUAGUAGUACGGUUGUAAAACUCAUGGAAGCAACGUUUUCAGUAAAGACGGUAAACAACAUAAACAAACGUUAUGUAGCCCAAAUUUUCACUUACGGUAGCCACCCCAAAGAAUAUAAUACGGUUGAGUAGUUUAAAAAUGUACAAUAUAUACAAUAAAAUAUGAAUAUAAAUUAAUAUUCAUAUAAAUUAAAUACACAAUCUUUUUUUAUGUUUUCAAACACACAGACCGGAAGUUAAGCGUGUCUGAUGAAACCUUUUUUUCAUCAGGGAUCCAUCUCCUGUAGCCUAUACUGCAAUAUCAUUAUACAAUUGCAAUUUUACAGAUGCAUUCAGGCUUCUUGACAAACUGGCAAACCUCUAAAAAUAUGAAAGAAAAAACAUUCAGUGAAGCUUUUUAAAAGAGGACAGUCUUCAUCACAUGACAGCAAAACAGCAGGACGGACCCGGGGGUGAUGAAGACAAUCUUAAAUUUCACACUUGACCUGUACACUGAAGAAUGGAUAUUCAGAGAGAGGAGGGUACACGUCUUGUUCAUUUCACCCCUCUCUGCCUUUUUAUGUAACAUAUGAAAACCAUCAUACGUGAAAUCAAUGUAGCUUCGGCACUUUGAAUGAGUGCUUUAAUUUCAGUCUCUUUUUUACUCUUUGUUUUCAAUUUUAGUUGGAAGAAGGAUGAAAUUACUCAAACAAAAUCUUCUUUUCCAUUCUAUUUGUUUGCUUCCCUCUCACACAGGGUUUCAUAAACUUUAUAUUUGUAUUGUGAUAAAUAGCCUAUUUACACCAAAAGAAAAUUCAUUUGAUGAAUAUAACUAAAACAGUGUUUUUAUGUGGAGAUUGUUAUGUGCUCAUGAUAGAACAGAAACAUUCAUGGACAUACAACGUUAGCGAAUGAAAAAGUUGUUUAUGUGCCAAUUGGGGAUUUUACAACAGCGGAGACAAGAUUGAUCUGAUUUUUUUGGUGUCAAACCAUGGAAGAUGUAGAAUAUUUUAUUGGGAUAUGUAUAUUUUAUAAAGUACAUUUUUAGAUUAGAAAUAGUCUAAAGUGGUGUUAAAUAAAAUAAUAUUAUAAAAGAGUCUUUAGAAAGAGAGAGAUUUAUAGCUCUGUGGACUUACGUGUUUUAGUUGGACUUAUCAGAGUCUAAAAAAGACUUUGGGUAGAAUUGUGAGCUUGUUGAAAUAGACAGGAUGAUAUUUUAAAACAAGAGCUAGUUGACUACUUGCCAUGUUGUCCACGGGCAAAAAAUAUAUAAUCUCUUUUCUAUAUCUUGAUUAUCUACAUGUGCCUAACAUGAGCACUAUGUGUGGCUUUUUUCAAAACUUAUUCAGUAUUAUAUUCAACAUGAAAUAUGACUCGCACACAAUAUGUGUUGUUCUAAUAAUAUUAUUUCUUCCACCUCAUCCAGCUAAUAACCACCUCACACUGGAUGUUUCUAUGUAACCUGCAUGCUGUUAUUAAUCCAUAUAAAAAGAACAAACUCUAUCAAAACUGUAGAUUUUUAUCCCGUGUCUAGAAAGAAGACAGGUGUAUUUAUCUAUAAUAUUUAUUUAGAAUGACUACACCCACAUUUCUGUAUCGCACUGGUUUUUCUAAAGACACGACGGUCAACUAUUCAGCCUGUCAUUCAUAUGCAGUAUAUAUAUGUUACUGUACCUCUCACAUCUCACUUUCUUUGUAUUUAUUUUUCGUCUAUACAUAGCUUUUUCUGAACCCACUUUGUAGAUCCAGGUGCUUUUGAAGCUUCAAUACAGUUGUAAUUAUGCUCAAAUGUCACAUUUUGUAGAUGCAGCAAGUCUAUAAAGACAGAAAAGCACAACAGACUAUUUCUUCCACUGUGAAGGACGCCUGCCUUCUCAAAACACUUACAGACCGUCUGUGAUGUGGAGUUUGAAUUUCUAGGUUGAUCUUUUAUCAGGGCCAUAUGUUUUUGAUACAUCAACAGGACAUUCAAAAAAGACUGAACUUUUUUUUUGAUGGGUGAGUUGUUUACUUUUUCAGGCACCUGCUGAUACAGGAAUCAACAUUAGACUAUGAAGGACUACUGAGACAUUUUAACCCACAUGUUUUUCAAUGGAUGGAACUCUGGGAUGUAUUGAACCCCAUGUCAACACAUGACCCAGGUAUGUGGAUUGUCAACAGUCUCAAUAGAUAAGUAUGGAUGGCUUAAACUCUGCCUCGGUGCCAUAAAAAAAAACAAGUCUGAUAUACGUUGGCGAACAUGAUGUGUAGCCUUUAUAGAAUAAGAUGCCGUGACCAGAUUUAAAUAGUGAUGAAUAAUUAUCUUAGUUGCACAGAGGAGCUUGUAGCUGUGUGUGUUAUUGGGGCACUGUGAUGUAGACCUUACAUUGGAUUCUAAACUCCCGCAUAACAGAUCACUGGAAAUUACAUGAGUCAUAGACUUACAAACAAUUACUGUGUAAUUACAAAUACCUUCUCACAUUCUGUCUUUUAUGUACAGUAAAUAUAUCUGUUGCGAUUUAAGUUAUUGAUAGCCUAUUAAUAUUCCAUGGAUUGUUAUGAUUGCUGGUAUUAUUAUUGAUUUCAGAUACAGUGAGAAAAUGUUAUUGCGAUUAUUAUAAUGAGAAACUCUAUUCUGUAUUCUCAAGGGUGUUAAUAAUGUAUAAAAGUCACCCUGUUUAGAUUUUAUUCUUAUGUUUGUAAUUGCUGCUAAUGUAGAAAAUAGACCGGAGGAUGACGGGACGUUUCUAAAAAGAGCCACUAAUGUUUAGCAGUUGCAUGAGAGACAUCACAUGCCAGGACAGAAAACAAAGUGAACACGUAGAGUUGUAACUGAGCCUACUUCACAUUUAUGUAUUCUCUCUUCCAUUAAAAGAGGGGGGCAGGUUGUGGUGGAGCAAACAUUUUUCCUACACCGAGUUGCUCAAACAGAACAUGAAAUCAUUGUGGAAAUAUUAUUUGCUAUUGUUGUAAAGGUUGUAAUUGUUCUUUGCCUGUUUUUGUUAUCACAUAUUUGUUUGAUACAGUGCCAAGGUUAAAUGUUAAUUUUGUAUCUAUGCUUUUUAUAUUGUUUAUUUUACCGAGCAGAGCUAACUGCAAUAGCUUACAGCAACUUCACCCUUCUUGGUAUUUUAUUUCUAGAUUUGAAAUAAAUCAAACUUUUACUGAUUUGUUGAAACAACGGCUGGAUGCCACAUGUGAUAUGUACAUUGAUCAAAUGUUUAGUCUAUAGUUUGUUUUUGUUUCUUGCCACUGUACAGUUCAAUGUUUGCUAGCAUUACAUCAGAGAGAUGGCACACUGUGAUGUGGUAAAAACUAAACAGAAUGUAAUAUUGUCAACAGUUGUAAACAUUUUCUAUAAACGAUUAUAAAGCUAUUUUAGCAAGGUAAAAUAAUUGCCGUUUACGUAGCAUUUUAUUUUGUCAAUAUUCAAAUCAAGGGUCUCUUAACU
Molecule: messenger RNA, 7177 nt
Organism: Triplophysa dalaica
Lineage: Eukaryota; Metazoa; Chordata; Actinopteri; Cypriniformes; Nemacheilidae
Gene: dlgap3
Product: discs, large (Drosophila) homolog-associated protein 3
Exons: 10
Coding region: 78-3200 (1040 amino acids)
Biological process (GO): signaling
Cellular component (GO): glutamatergic synapse; postsynaptic specialization
Molecular function (GO): molecular adaptor activity
Source: RefSeq, a predicted model, not a curated record